Messenger RNA from Colletotrichum navitas, 609 nucleotides. RefSeq lists its product as uncharacterized. The record is from RefSeq and is a predicted model, not a curated record. Bases 1 to 609 code for a protein of 202 amino acids. Lineage: Eukaryota; Fungi; Ascomycota; Sordariomycetes; Glomerellales; Glomerellaceae. The transcript is spliced from 34 exons.
AUGUCUACCUUUUUAAAAAACAGUAAGCCUAGGGUAAAUAAAAAGCUACUAAAGGUAGUUAAAAGAGGGAGUGUAGGCAUAGAGGGGAAAAAGAACCCUAAGGGAAGCCUAAGGCCUAGGACUUUACCUUAUAAGGCUUUAUCUAAAAAGGUACUAAAGUUAUCUAAAGUUAGAAAACUAAAGGAAGAUAAUAAGGCUAUAGGGGUAUUCUUUAACUACUUCUUUACCUUUACUAGUGUCUUCCUUAGGGAUAUUAUACUUCUCUAUAAGGAGGGCUAUAAGUAUAAGGUUAACUAUACUAUUAUUAAUAAUAUAGCUAAGACUAUACCUAUAGCUAGACCUAAAAUUAAUAAAGCUAUCUAUAGGCUAAGUAGCUAUAGCGCUAAGAAGACAGUAAGUAGCUUUUAUAUAAGUAGUAAAAUACUUUAUAACUUUAUAAGAAUAGGCUUAGUAGUAAAAGCUAAUAAAGUUAUAUUAGUUAAAAAGCUAUAUAGUAGGCUACUAUAUAUAUUCUCUAUAGCUAGGAUAUUUAAGAAUAACUUAGUUAAGAUUAGCUAUACUAAGAACACUAAAGCCUUAAGUAUUAGUAUAAUAUAUACUAAAGCCUAG